Messenger RNA from Haemonchus placei, 462 nucleotides. Lineage: Eukaryota; Metazoa; Nematoda; Chromadorea; Rhabditida; Trichostrongylidae. The record is from the annotation of a GenBank genome assembly.
AUGACGAUCAGCAAUGCAACAUACGGACCACGUCCGCAGUCGUUCACAAUGGACGAUUCAGGAGAACGGUAUUACAUAGGAUCCGAGAUAGGUGCAUAUCUGAGACUUCAUAGAGGUACGCUUUACAAGAAGUAUCCGGUGUUGUGGAGAAAGGUGGCUACUGUCGAAGACAAGGAGAAGUUGCGGCAAAUUGCACUUUCGCAAGCGUUCAUGCACACGAAUAUAAUGCUUGUAAAAGCUCAUGAGAUCGACGAGCUGCUUUCCGGACAGGAAGAGAAAUAUCGUGCUGCUGGAUCGACUCCUGCAAUUCCAAGGGUGGAUUCAGGUCUUUCAAAAGGCAAUAAGCCAAAUGUACCGGCUGGAUGGAUGGGACAGCAGGUGAUCGUACUUUCUUGCGACUAUUAUGAGAUUGUAGGAGGAUGUUCUUUCCAUGAAUUUACUUCCCCUAUACCGUGGGUGUGA